Anopheles marshallii is the source of this 570-nucleotide messenger RNA. RefSeq lists its product as uncharacterized. Bases 1 to 570 code for a protein of 189 amino acids. Lineage: Eukaryota; Metazoa; Arthropoda; Insecta; Diptera; Culicidae. The record is from RefSeq and is a predicted model, not a curated record. The transcript is spliced from 3 exons.
AUGGCACCUUCGUUUCCUAUUCUAAUUUUCCUACUGCUAACACUGUCGACUCACUUACUUCCACUGCAUGCAUUUAUGAAGCUGGUAGCUUACUGCUCGAAUAUGGAAUUCGAAAGUAAAGUGAAAAACAUUAACGUUUCCUUCAUAUCCCAUCGGCCCGAGUCGAUAACGGACCAGUCGUUCAAUUUUGGCGUGGAAAUUACCAGCCCGGUGCGAGAUUUAAAGCUCAGUUUAAUUUACUAUCCCAUCAUGAGGAACAGCACGACGAGGACGGCACUGUUCAAACGGACGGUUGAUAUGUGCUUUUACAUGCAGAAUCCCAACUCGGACCGCUUGCUGAGGGUGGUGUACGAUUAUGUACGCCAGCGCACGAACCUGCCGAAGCGAUGCCCCAUCCCAGCCGCUAGGUACUACAUACGAAACAUUAGACCGGCCGACGUCCCGGUACCGGCCUUUAUUCCUGAAACAGAAUUCAUGAUGGAGCUCAUCUAUCGCAACGAGGUAAAACGAGAAAUCAUGGUCGAGUUUCGUUGCUAUGGCAAGCUGGUAAGAAUUAUAGGAAGAAUUUAA